Sinocyclocheilus grahami is the source of this 450-nucleotide messenger RNA. RefSeq names its product reticulon-3-B-like. NCBI's taxonomy places the organism in Eukaryota, Metazoa, Chordata, Actinopteri, Cypriniformes, Cyprinidae. Bases 1 to 450 code for a protein of 149 amino acids. Gene Ontology annotation, biological process: neuron differentiation; endoplasmic reticulum tubular network formation; brain development. The record is from RefSeq and is a predicted model, not a curated record. The transcript is spliced from 3 exons. Gene Ontology annotation, cellular component: endoplasmic reticulum membrane; postsynaptic density; neuron projection.
AUGAGGAGUCAGCCGUCCUCCCAACAUCCGUGUCUCUCUGCAAUGCUGGAACUGGUGCAUUGGCAGGAUCCAAAGAUGUCAGUGCUAGCGUUUGCGGUCUCCAUGCUGGUGCUGAUGUCUCUAGCUGCCUUCAGUGUCAUCAGCACCAUAUCUUACCUAAUCCUGGCCCUGCUCUGUGUGACCAUCACAUUCAGAGUCUACAAGUCAGCACUGCAGGCCAUGCAGAAGUCUGAUGAAGGACAACAUUUCAAAGUUCUAAUGGAAAGAGAUAUCAGUGUUUCUCCAGACACGGCCCGCCGGUACAUGGACAUGUGUUUGGAGAAAUUAAACACGGCUCUCAGAAAGACGAGAAGACUUGUGCUUGUAGAGGAUUUGGUGGAUUCACUGAAGGUAUAUCCAUUUAUCUACAACAAUUUACAACUAUAUUUGUGUCUACUGACACAAAUCUAA